GUAAGUCUGUAGAGAAAGCAAUGCUCUACAAGGAAAUGCCGUGUGAGGUUAACUUGGUGUUGGGUCAUAACCACAGUGUUGAGAGUGCUGCUGCUUUAAGAUUUAGACAACCAUCAAGUGAUGUCAAAGAAAAAUUAAUAUCCCUGUUUGAAAGAGGUCAUUCACCAGCCACUGCUCUUGAGUCAAUAAAGGUUGAAAUUCAGCUGAAUUGUUCAGAUUACCCUUUAGUCCUUGCAGACAGAAGCAGGUGUCCUGAUUACAACUUUUGCCACUAUUUGUUCAACAAAGUUUUUAAGAAAAAGUAUGGGCCAACAGACUUGAACAAAGAUGGAAAGCAGCUGUUACAACAGAGGUUAGAGGAAUACAACAGCGAAGUUGGAGCUGUGUGUGCCAAGAUGAUUCAGUAAGAUGAUGAUUAUAUAGUAUGGUAAGAGUAUAUUUACAAAUUUGUAGUCUGAUGAAAACUUUAUGCAUAUACAUUUAGCUACUAUUAAUAUUUGUAUAAUUGUUUUUCAGCAUUUGCUCACCACUGAUGCAAAAAGUCCAUACUCGUGUAAAAGCUGCUUCCAAACUUGUAUUUAUGGAUUCCACUGGUUCUCUGGAUCAUGACAGCAGCAGAGUGUUCGUUUUACUUACUCACAGUGAGUGUGGAGGUUUACCACUAGGAGUUCUGAUUAUGUCUUCAGAAAGCUGCGGAGUUAUAGAAAUGGGACUAGAGUUGCUGAAAGAGAUAGUGGGGGAAAAUAUUUUGGGGGAAACAUCAAUGGCCCAAGUGUGUUUCUGACUGACGACAGCCAGUCAGAACAAAAUGCAAUUAGAAGGUGCUUCCCAAACACAAAAGCUUUGUUGUGUAUAUUCCAUGUCCUGCAGGCAGUGUGGCGCUGGCUUCUCAAAGCAAAAAAUGCUAUACCACAGCAAAAACAGUGCGAGUUCUUCCAGAAUUUCAAAAAAAUAAUGUUUGCGCAAACAAAAAAUGAAGCAGUGGUAAACUAUAAUGUAACAAGAGCGAACAUCGGUGAAAAUAAUCAAAAUUUAUUGAAAUACUUGGAAGGGUGUUGGGAUAGGCGAGGACUGUGGACCCUUUCACAUCGGCGAGGUAUGCUUAUAGAAGGGCACAACACAAAUAAUAUAACUGAGGCCUUCACGAGAAUUUUAAAGGAUAGGAUUAUUGAGAGAGUGCGUGCCUUCAAUGUGGUUCAGAUGGUGGACUUUUUUCUCACAAAGGUGAAUUUGUAUUUUCAGAGGAGACUUCUUGAUGCUGCUAAUGGAGCAAGUCCUAAGUCUUUCUGUAGGCCUAAAAAGGCUCCUUCACAGGAGAUUCUAGCAAAAAUCAGACAAGUCAAUGAGGAUGUUCUGCUCAUUCCCAGUGAAGAAAGGGAGAAUCAUUAUUACAUUGUUAAUAUGGCUGUUCUUGUUUGCACUUGUUGCCAAGGCAAUACAGGGAAGAUCUGCAAACAUAUAGACUGGGGAACUACAGGGAGGUGACGGAUAGUGACAGUGUACGUAGACUGUAUUAUUUUAUUGCUACAGAUGAGGAGCCUCCUGAAGGGUGGCUAGAGCCUCUGUAUUGCUCUCAGAAUGCAGGGGCUUCAAGUUCUUCGGAACGUUUGGAGCAAACGGACACAGGUUUGCUCUGUGAAAGCCAAGAAGAGAUGCCAGAGACACUUCACAUGGAGACAGUUCCAGACAAUACAAAUAAUGAUUUAAUCGACGAGAUAAAAGCUCGUCUCAUAGAUUUUUCAAAUAAAUCCCCUGAGGAAAUGAGGACAGGCCUUGAAGUCAUGUGCGAAAAAUUGAGAAAGCUUGCAUCUUAUUUGGCAAAUUUUGGUGAAGGAAAAUCUAGAAAAAAUCGCGGUAACUAUAUUCCCGUUCAGUCCACUGCAAUAAGCAGAAGAAAAAACAAGUUGGCAGGUCGCAGAUGUCAUCCGGGGGGAAGACAAAGACCACGCUCUAAGCAAAGCGAGGAAUUUGUAAAGACAGUAGAAAUUUCUGAAAUGGCUACCUUUCCACCACCAGCUACGCAGUCAUCCCAGUCAGCUUCAGACUUUUGAAGGUGCGCGACUGUUUACUGCAGCAUAGUGUGUAGGAUUUUCUUAAUCUGAGAUCCAACGUAAUGGAACUAUUAAGGGAAUGAUUCUAGUAAGUUUUUUCUUAAAGCUCAGGCCUAGCCUGACUGCUGAAAUAUAUUAAGUUUUUUUGUUGUAGCUAGGGUCUGACCCGAUUAUUCCCGGCGGAGUCAGGGAUUUUCUCUGCCUCGUGAUGACUGGGUGUUGUGUGAUGUCCUUAGGUUAGUUGGGUUUAAGUAGUUCUGAGUUCUAGGGGACUGAUGACCAUAGAUGUUAAGUCCCGUAGUGCUCAGAGCCAUUUUCUAACCCGAUUAUUGAAAUAAGUUUUUUCUUAAAGCUCAGACCAAACUUACUAUUGAAAUAUAGAAGUUCUUCUUUAAAUUGGGAUAUCCCAACAAUGUGGAUACUUAUUGUGUAUGUUGCACAAGUUUCAGGGAAAUGUGAAUUAUCUUUUUUUAAAAUGUAAACUACAUUUUAUAUUCUGCAUAUGACUCUUUUUUAUUUACAUCUGUUCCUUCAGGUU
Schistocerca serialis cubense is the source of this 2589-nucleotide messenger RNA. RefSeq lists its product as uncharacterized. Bases 1653 to 2051 code for a protein of 132 amino acids. The record is from RefSeq and is a predicted model, not a curated record. The transcript is spliced from 3 exons. Lineage: Eukaryota; Metazoa; Arthropoda; Insecta; Orthoptera; Acrididae.